Messenger RNA from Lolium rigidum, 1100 nucleotides. RefSeq names its product TIP41-like protein. Gene Ontology annotation, biological process: TOR signaling. Bases 6 to 875 code for a protein of 289 amino acids. Lineage: Eukaryota; Viridiplantae; Streptophyta; Magnoliopsida; Poales; Poaceae. The transcript is spliced from 8 exons. Gene Ontology annotation, cellular component: cytosol. The record is from RefSeq and is a predicted model, not a curated record.
CAGACAUGUGUGCGGCGGCGUGGGACGGCCCGACGGCAGGCGACCUGAAGGCGGCGGGAGCGGAGUCGAUCCCCGGCGGCGUGCGGGUGAAGGGAUGGGUCAUUCAGUCCCACAAGGGGCCCAUUCUCAACUCCGCCUCCGUGAGCCUAUUUGAAGAUAAACUUCAAACAACACAUUUACCUGAAAUGGUGUUUGGAGAGAGUUCUGUGUCUCUUCAACACGCUCAAACUGGCAUCAGAUUGCAUUUCAAUGCGCUUGAUGCUCUCAAGCAAUGGAAACAAGAGGCAUUGCCGCCUGUUCAGGUUCCUGCUGCAGCGAAAUGGAAAUUCAGAAGUAAUCCUUCUGAUCAAGUGAUACUUGAUUAUGACUAUACAUUCACUACACCGUACUGUGGGAGUGAUGCUGUAGCUCUGAACCAAGACACUAUGCAAACAGGUUUAGAUGAAUGUAGCAGUCUGUGUUGGGAGGACACUGAUGACCGGAUCGACCUUGUUGCCCUUUCUGCCAAAGAACCAAUUCUUUUCUACGAUGAGGUUAUCUUGUAUGAAGAUGAGUUAGCGGAUAGUGGUAUUUCAUUCCUUACAGCGCGAGUGAGGGUGAUGCCGUCUGGUUGGUUUCUGCUCUUGCGCUUUUGGCUUAGGGUUGAUGGCGCAGUAAUGAGAUUGAGGGAUACCCGUUUGCAUUGUUCUUUUGGAAGCAAGGAGGGUGCGAAACCCGUGGUACUGCGUGAACUCUGCUGGAGGGAAGCAACAUUUGCUGCCAUGUCUGCGGAAGGAUAUCCUUCCGACUCCGCAGCAUAUGCAGACCCAAAUCUUGUUGCUCGCAAGCUUCCGGUGGUGAUGCACAAGACCCAGAAGCUGAAAGUACCAAGUUAAUCUGCUAGCACACCUUCACCUUGUGGUACAUCCAGGACCGUUCGACGGUGAUCUUAUUCUGCUGGCAUGUGUUGUAGAUGUACUGUACGUUAAUUUUGCUUUUCCAAGGAUCAAAAUUCUUGUUACUUGUCAUGGUAAGCCAUUGUAGCCUCGGCUCAUGAAGUCGGCAGAUAAAACCAACGCACUGGUGCAUGAUUGAAUAAGAUACUGGCAGGCUCCAGUUCA